AUGGCGAAUCCUAUUGAAUUGGAAGACGAAGAUCAACAUUUGAAUUGGGUGGGUGUCUCACAAGCAAGCAAGCGAUCUCUAUCUUAUAGUUGUGGUUGUCAAGGAUACCGUUUCCAUGGUUUGGAAAUCAGCUACCUGCAAGUCGUCUCUUUAUCGGUGGAUUUUCAGAGCAAUGUUUUUAUCGGUGCCAUGGCGGAUCUCAUUCCUCAAGUACUUGUAUGGAUACCUUGGACGUUCUCUUACAAGUGA
This is a messenger RNA of Lichtheimia ornata, 249 nucleotides long. RefSeq lists its product as uncharacterized. NCBI's taxonomy places the organism in Eukaryota, Fungi, Mucoromycota, Mucoromycetes, Mucorales, Lichtheimiaceae. The coding region runs from base 1 to 249 and encodes 82 amino acids. The record is from RefSeq and is a predicted model, not a curated record. The transcript has a single exon.